CUUCCAUUCAUCGAUUCGAGUUUUCCCACCGAUCCUGAAAACCUGAGCUUAGGGAGACUAGGAGAGACCUACGAGCAUUUCUGACUCGUCCUGUCACGUCGUCGUAAUCAGAAAAUCUCGUGGAAUUUUCUUCCGAUCGCUGCAUCGAGAAAAGGAAAGAAACAAUGUCGCAACAACAAUAUUAUCCGUUCAAGUGCACUCCGACUGUUUACCCUGCUGAACCGUUCGACGCAAACGCUGAUGCUGCUAUCUUGCGUAAGGCAAUGAAAGGUUUUGGUACGGAUGAAAAGGCAAUUAUUGAUGUGCUCACAAAAAGAGGCAUAGUACAAAGACUGGAGAUUGCGGAGGCGUUUAAGACUCUCUAUGGAAAGGAUCUGAUUAGCGAUCUGAAGAGCGAAUUGACUGGUAAAUUGGAGGAUAUCAUUGUUGCUCUCAUGACCCCAUUGCCGCAUUACUAUGCCAAAGAGCUGCACGAUGCAGUGAGUGGCAUGGGUACGGAUGAGGAAGCAAUCGUUGAGAUUCUGUGUACUCUCAGUAACUACGGUAUCCGUACAAUCGCUGCAUUUUACGAGAAUUUGUACAGCAAAACGCUUGAAAGUGAUCUGAAGGGAGAUACAUCUGGUCAUUUUAAGAGAUUACUGGUAUCUCUUGUGCAGGCAAACAGGGAUGAAAAUCAAGGAAUUGAUCAUGCCCAAGCUGCUGCUGAUGCUCAAGCAUUAUAUGAAGCUGGUGAAAAGAAUUGGGGAACAGAUGAAUCACAAUUCAAUGCGAUUUUAGUAACGCGUAGUUAUCAGCAACUGCGACAAACGUUUAUCGAGUAUGAGAAAAUGUCAGGGCAUGACAUAGAGGUUGCCAUAAAGAAGGAAUUUUCUGGCAAUAUCGAGAAAGGUCUACUUGGAAUAGUGAAAUGUGUGAAGUCAAAGGUUGGAUUCUUUGCUGAGCGUUUGUACGCUAGUAUGCAUGGUAUAGGCACGAAGGAUCGAACACUGAUCCGUAUCAUUGUAUCUCGAAGUGAAAUUGAUUUGGGAGAUAUUAAAAAGGCAUUUGAAGAACGCUAUGGAAAGUCACUGGAAAGCUGGAUAGCUGGAGACACUUCUGGAGAUUACAAGAAAGCACUUCUUUCUUUGGUUUCUACAUAAUUCUGAUGUAGUAAUUAAGACUUACAUACUUUGUCCUAUUUAUGCACAGUAAUUGUAUCUAUAAAAAGCGAUUUUAUAUAUGCCCACACGAAUUUUAGCUUAAUAUUGCUUGAUAUACUAAUAAUGAAUUAGAGAGAAGAAAUUGUAAUUUUUUUCAAAUAUUACUUUUGUAGUAUUUUUUGUAUGUGCAUAAAACCUCUAUUGUAUUAUAUAAGUUAAUGAAAU
Molecule: messenger RNA, 1364 nt
Organism: Camponotus floridanus (Florida carpenter ant)
Lineage: Eukaryota; Metazoa; Arthropoda; Insecta; Hymenoptera; Formicidae
Product: annexin B9
Exons: 7
Coding region: 165-1139 (324 amino acids)
Cellular component (GO): cytoplasm
Molecular function (GO): calcium-dependent phospholipid binding; calcium ion binding
Source: RefSeq, a predicted model, not a curated record